Lacerta agilis (Sand lizard) is the source of this 2897-nucleotide messenger RNA. It is a transcript of the gene ALDH18A1, whose product is annotated as aldehyde dehydrogenase 18 family member A1. The transcript has 18 exons. NCBI's taxonomy places the organism in Eukaryota, Metazoa, Chordata, Lepidosauria, Squamata, Lacertidae. The record is from RefSeq and is a predicted model, not a curated record. Gene Ontology annotation, molecular function: ATP binding; glutamate-5-semialdehyde dehydrogenase (NADP+) activity; glutamate 5-kinase activity. The coding region runs from base 127 to 2544 and encodes 805 amino acids. Gene Ontology annotation, cellular component: mitochondrion; cytoplasm.
GGAGUCCCUAGCCGGAAGUGCCUCUGCUGACAUCGCUCCCGCCGGCCGGAUCGGUGUUGGGGGGAGUCCCGGGUGCGCUCCGCUCCGCUCCUGGUCCGGAGAGUUUGCGCUGCUGAUUCCAUCAAGAUGCUGUGCAGAGCUGCUCUUCUCCCUUCCUUGCGUUCUUCGGGACAAUUCUGGCGGCAGACUGACGUGGCGGGCUCUCACCCUUGUCUACUGGCUCCUAACCUGGUAUUGAGGAAUGAGUCUGCUCGGGGCUGGAGUAACAUCCCAUUCAUCACGGUGCCCCUCAGCCGAACCCAUGGCAAGUCGUUUGCUCACCGCAGCGAGUUGAAGCACGCCAAGAGGAUUGUGGUGAAGCUGGGGAGCGCUGUUGUGACUCGAGGAGAUGAAUGUGGCUUAGCCCUCGGGCGACUGGCAUCCAUUGUUGAGCAGGUAUCAAUGUUGCAAAACCAGGGCCGGGAGAUGAUGAUCGUCACCAGCGGGGCUGUGGCCUUUGGGAAGCAGCGGCUGCGUCACGAGAUCUUGCUGUCUCAGAGUGUGAGGCAGGCUCUCCACUCAGGGCAGAACCAGCUCAAGGACAUGGCGAUUCCUGUGCUGGAGGCUCGAGCCUGUGCAGCUGCCGGUCAGAGCGGGCUGAUGGCUCUCUAUGAGGCCAUGUUCACACAGUACAGCAUCUGCGCAGCCCAGUUCUUUUCUUCCUUCCAGAUUUUAGUCACCAACUUGGAUUUCCAUGACGAGCAGAAGCGUCGGAAUUUAAACGGGACACUGCACGAACUGUUGCGGAUGAACAUUGUCCCCAUAAUCAACACCAAUGAUGCUGUGGUUCCUCCCCCAGAGCCAAACAGUGAUCUUCAGGGGGUAAACGUAAUCAGUGUGAAGGACAACGACAGCUUAGCAGCCCGUCUGGCUGUGGAAAUGAAGACCGACCUGCUGAUUGUUCUUUCGGAUGUUGAGGGACUCUUUGAUAGCCCCCCAGGAUCAGAUGACGCAAAGCUCAUUGACAUAUUUUAUCCUGGAGACCAGCAGUCUGUGACGUUUGGAACUAAAUCACGGGUGGGAAUGGGAGGCAUGGAAGCCAAGGUGAAAGCUGCCCUGUGGGCUCUCCAGGGAGGUACCUCAGUAGUGAUUGCCAAUGGAACUCAUCCCAAGAUCUCUGGCCAUGUCAUCACAGACAUUGUGGAAGGAAAGAAAGUUGGCACGUUUUUUUCAGAGGUGAAGCCUGCAGGCCCAACCGUGGAACAGCAGGCUGAAAUGGCUCGAACAGGAGGCAGGAGUUUGGCAGCACUUCAGCCUGAACAGAGAGCAGAGAUCAUCUAUCAUCUUGCUGACCUUCUGACAGACCAGCGAGAAGAGAUUCUUCAGGCCAACAAAAAAGAUUUGGAAGAAGCUGAGAAUAAAGGAAGAUUGGCCCUUCCUUUGUUGAAGAGACUCAGCCUGUCAACCUCCAAACUGAAUAGUUUGGCCAUUGGGCUGCGACAGAUUGCAGCGUCAUCACAAGACAGUGUUGGCCGUGUCCUUCGAAGAACACGAGUAGCGAAGGAUUUGGAGCUGGAGCAAGUGACUGUGCCUAUUGGGGUCUUAUUAGUGAUUUUUGAAUCCCGGCCUGACUGUCUCCCCCAGGUAUCUGCUUUGGCCAUUGCCAGUGGAAAUGGCUUACUGCUGAAAGGAGGGAAAGAGGCAUCGCGCAGCAACCAGAUCCUUCACCAUCUGACUCAAGAAGCCCUUUCCAUCCACGGGGUGAAGGACGCGGUGCAGCUGGUGAAUACCAGGGAGGAGGUGGAAGACCUUUGCCGUUUAGACAAGCUGAUAGAUUUGAUCAUUCCCCGUGGCUCGUCUCAGUUGGUUCGGGAUAUCCAGAAAGCUGCUAGAGGAAUCCCAGUGAUGGGCCACAGUGAAGGAAUUUGUCACGUGUAUGUGGACUUGGAGGCCAGUGUGGAGAAGGUCACCAGAAUAGUGAGAGACUCGAAGUGUGAAUACCCUGCAGCCUGCAAUGCGCUCGAAACUCUCUUAAUACACCGGGACUUGCUGAGAACUCCCAUCUUUGACCAGAUCAUUGACAUGUUGCGAGUGGAACAGGUGAAGGUUCACGCUGGCCCCAAGUUUGCCUCCUACCUGACAUUCAGCCCCUCGGAGGUGAAAUCACUGCGCACGGAAUAUGGGGACCUGGAGUGCUGCAUUGAAGUGGUGGACAGUGCACAGGAUGCUAUUGAACACAUCCACAAAUAUGGGAGCUCCCACACAGAUGUAAUCAUCACAGAGAACGAGAAAACAGCAGAGUUCUUCCUCCAGCACUUGGACAGUGCCUGUGUGUUCUGGAACGCCAGCACCCGCUUCUCGGAUGGCUAUCGCUUUGGGCUAGGGGCUGAGGUUGGCAUCAGUACAUCGCGUAUCCAUGCCCGUGGGCCAGUUGGAAUUGAGGGGCUGUUGACCACAAAGUGGCUGCUGAGAGGGGAGAAUCACAUCGUUUCCGAUUUCUCUGAGCAAGGAAGUAUGAAGUACCUUCAUGAAAAUCUCCCCAUCCCACAAAGGAACAGCAACUGAGCACCCAGGUGGGGCAGGUGCAUUUUUAUGGAGACUGUUACGGUUUCAGAACAGAGUCUUGGAAAGGAGAGGAACCUCCACCUUCUGGAAUGCGGAGUGUUUUUGCACGCUGAGCUUCUGGAAACUCCCAAGCGGUGACUUGCGGACCUUGUUUUGCGCCCGAGUUGUUUCUCCUCACACUGCAAUGCGUAGAUGUUGGGUGUCAACGUUGAAAGCACCUCCUUUGCGCUUGCAGCACAGAAAAGAGGACUCUGGUACUCCACUCCAAACGAUGGGGAGCUUUAGGGUUGACAUUGGACCUAUUUAUUGAUCUGGAUUCUUCUUUUCAGCCAUUCACCGAGGGGGGGGGGAGA